AUGGACGAUCCAACCAUCGCCGAGAUGCGUCUCCCUAUUGAGCACGUCAAGACAUAUGAACACGAGCUUGACUAUAGGGAUAAAUUUGUCCUGGCGCCGAUGGUGCGCACUGGAAGCUGUGAGUUGACCCGGUUGCUUUCCUUAUACUACGGGGCGGAUCUGGUGUGGUCUCCCGAAGUGGUCGACAAGGCUGUCAUCGGAUCUGAGCGCAAGGUAGACCCCACUACCGGUGUCAUCACCUAUUCGAAAGGCCAGGGCCCGAUCUUUUCGACACAUCCCAUCGAGAAGCCAUACUUGAUAUUUCAAAUAGGAUCUUCCGAUCCCGAGCUUGCAGUGAAAGCUGCUCGUACGGUUCAGCAGGAUGUGGCCGGAAUUGAUCUCAAUUGCGGAUGCCCAAAGCCCUUUUCCACCCACUCUGGUAUGGGCGCCGCCCUGCUAUCAACACCUGACGUACUCCUCAAUAUCCUCCGAGCUCUCUUGGACGAGAUACCCUUGCCCAUCAGCUGCAAGAUCCGGCUGCUGCCAACUCAGCCAGAUACGCUGUAUCUCGCCGCCAGGAUUCUACGGACGGGUAUCCGCAACCUCACAGUACAUUGCCGUACGCGGGAUAUGCGACCAGGUGACAAGGCGAUGUGGGAGCGGCUCGGCGAUAUCGUCAAGCUAGGGGAGCAGCGAGGCUUGCCGGUCAUCUGCAACGGGGACGGGGACGGCUGGCCUAAUCGGGAUCGGAUCAGAGAGAUGACUGGUGCUUCUUCAAUUAUGCUGGCUCGUGCUGCGGAGCGCAACCCUUCGGUAUUUGCGUCUACCGGUCUUGUCUGCAACGUCACCCAGAACAUCCCCAUGCUGCUCCGCUUGGCUCACUACCUGGACAACCCUUGGGGCAACACCAAAUUCCUCCUCACCCAAUUCAAGCCGACGCCCCCGACCAACAUGACGAAACAGCGGCGCAAGGAGAUUCAGGAGAUUGUCAGCAGGAGCAAGACGAUUGCCGAGGUGGCCAGUCAGCUGGAGGUGGAGUUGGACGGCGGAGAGGCGUUUAUGGAGGAAUUGCGGGCAAGACUGCGUGAGCGAGAGGCUACCGCAUAA
Messenger RNA from Dioszegia hungarica, 1086 nucleotides. RefSeq lists its product as uncharacterized. The record is from RefSeq and is a predicted model, not a curated record. Gene Ontology annotation, cellular component: cytoplasm. Gene Ontology annotation, biological process: tRNA dihydrouridine synthesis. The transcript has 6 exons. Gene Ontology annotation, molecular function: tRNA dihydrouridine synthase activity; flavin adenine dinucleotide binding. Lineage: Eukaryota; Fungi; Basidiomycota; Tremellomycetes; Tremellales; Bulleribasidiaceae. The coding region runs from base 1 to 1086 and encodes 361 amino acids.